Molecule: messenger RNA, 3659 nt
Organism: Schistosoma spindalis
Lineage: Eukaryota; Metazoa; Platyhelminthes; Trematoda; Strigeidida; Schistosomatidae
Source: the annotation of a GenBank genome assembly
GUUAGAUUUGACAAGAUAUUUUGAUCGCGAUCAUCAUGAUCAAUGUUAAUAAUAAAGAAAGAUCAAAUUUUGUCCACCACACUUGAAACUGAAAUCAAUGUAGCCAUGAUAGAAUUGCUGUAUAAACAAAACGUUCUGAAAUGAACAGUUCUAGUUUACAUUUCAUGCCUGAAUUUUCCUAUUAAUAUUAAUAUUAUAAAAUAUUAAAAAAAAUAAUUCUAUGAUCAGUUUUAAACGUAAGCCUUAAAGUAAGUGACAAUCAAAGUUUUUUUUACUUUUAUUCGGAUUUUGUAGUUUGACUAUUUUUACAACUGUUGACGUACAUAAUAAAUAACAUAAUACAGAUCACUAAUAUACCCAUUCAUACAUCGCUAUUUCUAUAUUUACGUCAUAAACUAUGUAGGAGUCAGAUAUUCCUGUCCUACCAAAAAUAAUGAAUUCUAAAGGGCUAUUAUUUAUAACCUUAAAUAAGCCACUUUUGAAAAUAUACAAGCAAUUAAUGAUCAUUUUGCCCCAGUAUGGGGUUCCUCAGAAAUGUACAUUCACGAUCUCGCAUUUGAAAAAUCGAACACAAGACCUUUGAUUUCACGCUCGAAUACUUAACUCCUAGACCAGUGAGCUGGACAAACGUCUAAAACGGUCUAUAGACCCCUAUUUACGCUUUCUCAUGAAAGCACCUCAUGGACCAUCUUUCCUAAUAAUAAGAACCAAAAUACUCCAACAUGGUAUCGAAUAUUAUAAAUGAAAGACUAACGAACUGAGAUCUAUAUCUGUUGAUAAACUUCAACAAUUUAACUGGAUGAAAUGAAGUACGCUUUGCUACAUAGUGAAAAUCAAUGAAUAAUGCGUAAAUAAAUAUUAACCUAUCAUUCUUACAUCCUUUUUAACUCAUAUUGUAAACAAUAAUGACGUACAUUUGGUUGUCCAGCCAUCUAUUAUGUCUUUGAAAACCAAUUUGAUUGACAUAACAACAAAAACAUGCAACCAUUGUAUAUGUGAACAUUUUUAGCGAUCUUCACAUAUUCUGAGAAGUAAGAUUUGCAGCAACCAGACAAAAAGAUUAAAUUAUUCUCGUCCAUAUUCUAAGGUCAUAAAUGAAUAUUGAUUUUUAUAUAAGAACUGAAUACACAUACAUACAUAUACUUUAUUUGAUUUCAUUUAUUCACUUUACAAAUUCAUAUUCAACAUUCUAGCAUAAUUUGUUAAUUAUUUAGUACAUACUCAUUUUGUAGCUCUAUUCAGUAAUUUAAGUUGUUACAUUGAAGAAACUCUUUUUUGGCUGAAGAGCAAAUGGUUGGGAUAAUUUUUUAUUUCAAUCGUUGAAGAUUUUACAAUUAUUACCUUCAUUUUUUUAUUACGUAAUUCAUAUUUUUUUAAAUUUUAGAUGUUUAGGUGUAAGUUAGAAUUUUAAUCUCCAAGCCGAUAAAUAUUUUCAUCUGACCGGUAUGUCGGUUCCAGUUUGUUCAAUCAACAGUACAGGUGAUAUUUAUCUAUUAAAUCAGGAUUUAAUCAAUGCAGCAAAUACUGCUAUAUAUUUAAAUACUCAAAUGAAUUCAAUGGAUUAUUCAACAUUCAAUAUUACAGAAUUAAAUUAUUUUAAAUUAAAUAGUUUACCAUUAUUUGAACAAUAUAUUAAUUUACAUGGUACAUCACAUAUGUCUUAUUGUUCACGUGUUACAAGUUUUAAAUCCAAUUUUUAUUUACGUAAUAUUUUACAAACUUAUUUACAACCAUUUGUUAUAUUCUUUACAAUUAUUACAAAUUGUUUAAUAUCAAUUGUAUUAAAUUAUCCAACAAUGCGUAAUUCAACAAAUAUUAUAUUAUUAGGUAUAGCUAUAUGUGAUUUAUUAACAGUAUUAUUACCAUUACCUGUAUAUUUAUGCUUUUUAACAAGUAAUUUAUUUUCAGAAAAUUUAACAAUAUCUAAAGGAUAUAGUGUAACUUAUUUAACAACAAUACUUCCAACAGUAUGUCAUACAUCAUCAAUAUGGUUAACAGUAUUAUUAGCAUUACAAAGAUUUAUUUAUGUACAAUUUCCAUUAAAAGCAAAUCGUAUUUGUUUAUGUCAAUGGAGAUCAGUUCAGUUAUUAAUUAUUUUAACUGUAUUAGCUGGAUUAUUAUUACAAUUACCGCAUAUGAUUGUAAUGCAUUUUAUUAAUGCAAUAGAAUAUUGUUUUUUAUCAACUACAUCAUCCUCACCAUCAUCAUCAUCAUCAUCAUCCUCACCACCAUCAUUAUCAUUAUAUACACCAAUAAAUUCAUCAAUAACAAUAUCAAAUUAUUUAUUUAAUUCACAAUUUAUUUCUUAUUUAUUUAAUACUACUAAAAAUAUAAAUAAUUAUAAUUAUAUAAGAUUUCAAAAAAUUAAUUUAAUGAAAUGUACACCAAUGAGUCAAACAAUAUUUUUUACAUUAUUAAUAAUACGUGUAUUAAUUGUUAAUUUAAUACCAUGUAUUAUGUUAACUAUAUUAACUGGUUUAUUAAUUAUGGCAUUAAGACGUUUUAUACAAAAUAGACAAAAAUUAUUAAAAAUCAAUAAUACUAAUGAUAAUAAUAAUGAUAAAAAAUCAAUAACAUUUUAUAAAAAUAAUAUAAAUUCAUAUAUAAUCAAUAAAAAAUAUAAUGAAAUUAAUAAAUUAGAAAAAUCAGAUCAAUCUAAUGAAAAUCAAUUAAAUUUAUUUAAUAAUGAAAUAAAAUUAACAAAAAAUAAUAAUUUUCAAAAAAAAUCAUUACGUAAUCAUUUAACUGAUACUGAUUCUACAUCAAAAAUGAUGCUUGUUAUAUUGGGAAUAUUUUUAUUUACAGAAAUACCAACUACAAUAUGUUUAUGUAUUUAUGCAUUUAUAACAUUAUUAGAUAUAUAUCCACCAUCAGCAUUUUAUCAAAUUGUUGAAAUCUGUAAUUUUCUGGUAAUAUUAUCAUAUCCGGCAAAUUUUUUUGUAUAUUUGGCUAUGUCAAGACAAUUUAAAAAUACAUUCUGGAAAAUAUUCUAUCAAUUACGUCGUAAUAAUAAUAAUAAUCGUACUACUAUUGAACAAUGAAAUUGGAAAUUUCAAUGUCAGCUCCUUUGAAUACGGGACUAAUUAUUGUUAAUUUUAAAUUGAAUGCAAAGGUGUUUUGUUUUUUUUCGCUUGUUUUUUCAUGCCAUAUUAACAGUAAAUGAAUAGAACAUUUUUGCAUACUCUUUCUUUUCUCCUCAUCAGAACAUAAUGUUUAACAUAUAGUUCAAAUGAAUUAUUGUUAUUAUUAUUAUUAGCUUUCCUCCUAAUUUCAUUUGUAUACAUGGAAUAAAGCUAUUUGUAUUAACUUGUUUUGAUCAUUAAUAUUAUGACAAAUUGAAUUGUAUGUUUCCAAGUGUUUACUUCAAUAAGUUAUGUAAGAUAAUAUUACAGAUCCAUGUUUGGCUGUAGAUACUAGUGUGGUAUGUGUUACUGUUAGUAAUAUGUAUCAUCAAUCAAAAGUAAUAUGCCUAGAGGCAGAAGGUAAAAAAGAUCAAAGAAAAGUGAAUGAUAAUAAAGAAUGAUUGGUAUAGAAAUGAAAGAACAAUAGAGUUUGAAACGAUUGAUUGAUAUUUUACAAAUGAAGUAUUUACUGUAUGAUUCUCAGAUUUUACUAAGAUAUUCUGUAAUUUUGUAUUCAAAUACAUUUGAUUGUCUCCA